GUACCUUCUCAAACCAGAUUUCAUGAGGCGGCCUGAUCGAACAUUUGAUCCCUUCUCUGAGACGCCUGUUGACGGGGUUAUUGCAGCUACGUGCUCAGUGCAGGUCAUAUCAGGUCAAUUUUUAUCAGAUAAGAAAAUUGGCACGUAUGUAGAAGUGGAUAUGUACGGACUGCCAACUGACACCAUACGUAAGGAAUUCCGAACUCGCAUGGUUAUGAAUAAUGGACUCAAUCCAGUUUACAAUGAAGAAUCAUUUGUGUUUCGGAAG
Messenger RNA from Galeopterus variegatus (Sunda flying lemur), 268 nucleotides. Its product is annotated as 1-phosphatidylinositol 4,5-bisphosphate phosphodiesterase beta-4-like. Gene Ontology annotation, biological process: phosphatidylinositol-mediated signaling. Lineage: Eukaryota; Metazoa; Chordata; Mammalia; Dermoptera; Cynocephalidae. The transcript is spliced from 2 exons. Gene Ontology annotation, molecular function: phosphatidylinositol-4,5-bisphosphate phospholipase C activity. The annotation marks the transcript as partial. The record is from RefSeq and is a predicted model, not a curated record.